Messenger RNA from Rhopalosiphum maidis (corn leaf aphid), 3816 nucleotides. RefSeq names its product NPC intracellular cholesterol transporter 1 (gene Npc1a). The coding region runs from base 1 to 3705 and encodes 1234 amino acids. The transcript is spliced from 21 exons. Gene Ontology annotation, cellular component: membrane. Gene Ontology annotation, molecular function: lipid carrier activity. Lineage: Eukaryota; Metazoa; Arthropoda; Insecta; Hemiptera; Aphididae. The record is from RefSeq and is a predicted model, not a curated record.
AUGUCGCCAAUAAUAAUCACGACCAUCGCCGUCCUGCUCGCGCUCUUGUCCAUCAUCCCGUCAACACGGGCUAAUGAUACUUGCAUAUGGUACGGUGAAUGCGAAAAAAUAGACGCAUUCCGUGUACUUAAUUGCCGUUAUAAUGGACCCCCAAAACCGAUGACCGACCCCAAUUCUAUAGAUGUUCUUAAAACGUGGUGCCCUGAUUUCAUACAAGAUAAUUCAAAAGACGGACAAACUCUUAAUACAUGUUGUGGGGUCGAUCAGCUUUUAACAUUGAGCUCAAGUAUUGUACAGGCUGCAAACUUCUUACAUAGAUGUCCGUCGUGUAUGAGAACGUUUGGAAGAUUUAUUUGUGAAUUGGUUUGUUCGCCAAUUCAGAGCCAAUUUAUGAACGUAACCAAAUUGACGAAAACAGGUACUUCGAUACGAGAGUUGGAUUUUUACAUUUCCGAUUCGUACAUGCAAGGCGUUUACGAUUCGUGUAAAUCCGUGUCAAACCCGGCUACUGGUGAAUUAGCAAUGGAUGUUAUAUGUUCAGGAGCAAUAGGCUGUUCUGCACAUAAGUGGUUUCGAUUCUUGGGAAAAAAUCCAUAUCUAGGUUUCAUCAUAAAUUACAUACCAGUUGUAAAAACUGAUAAUCCUCAACAAUUUGUAGGCCCAGUAAUACCGUGUAAUCAACCGGUCGAUAAUAAAACUACUGCUUGUAGCUGUAUGGACUGUGAAGAAAGUUGUCCAUUGCCGGAUAAAAUUCAAGAAACUCAGAAAUUAGUCAAUGUAGCAGGUAUUGAAAUUAUAACUAUGUCAUCGGCAAUUUUAUUUUGUUUCAUAAUGUCAAUAUUUACUGGAUUCGUGUGUUUUAAAGAUGUACUAAUGAACGGAAAGAAGAAAAAAAACGAUAAACAUAAAUAUAUAGUUGCAGAACAUACUAAAGCAAAACAUAAAAAUAUAUUGGAAACAGUUUUUUAUAAAAUUGGAAAAUACUUCGCGAAUAGAUCACAUAUUUCUCUUAUGAUGUCAGUGUGUCUGAUAACCACAUUAAGUCAUGGUAUUCACUACAUAAAGAUCACAAUCGAUCCAGUAGAUUUAUGGUCAUCUCCGAAUAGUCAAUGUCGACAAGAGCGUGAAUAUUUCAAUACAAAUUUUAAGCCAUUUUUCCGAACCACACAAGUCAUUAUCGUACCAAACGGAAUUCGAGAUGUGCUCUAUAAUACCUCUGAAGGUUCGUAUACAUUUGGACCAGUGUUCAACCGUACAUUCUUGCUGGAAGUUCUAAAAUUACAACAGCAAAUUGAAGCCUUAGGCAGCCCACAUAACGGGCUAGAAAAAGUGUGUUUCGCACCACUUGUAUCUAAAUUCAAAGGUUCACCAAAUGUUUCGGAUUGUGUUGUUCAAAGUGUUUGGGGCUAUUUUGGAAACAAACAUUACAAACUCAACCGACCUCCUAACUCUGACAAAUACCUUGAUACAUUAAAAAUGUGUUUUCAGAAUCCGUAUAAUCCCCUUUGUUUAGCACCUUACGGAGGUCCAGUUGAUCCAUCUGUUGCUCUGGGAGGUUUUUCCAAUUCUAGUGAACCGAUAACCAAAAUAUCUCCUUAUGAAAAAGCGACAUCGCUUUUAUUAACAUUUGUACUGAACAAUCACAACAGCAAACCGUUGCUGAAAGAUGCACUUGAAUGGGAAAACAAAUUUUUGGAUUUUAUGAAGAACUGGACUAGAGUUUCGAAACCAUCUUACAUGGAUGUAGCUUAUUAUUCAGAACGUUCGGUAGAAGAUGAGUUGGACAGAGAAUCUCAUUCAGAUGUGUCUACAAUAGCCAUAAGUUAUUUAGUCAUGUUCUUGUAUAUAGUUUUUACUCUUGGUUGGAGUAAAAUCAUAUUAAGUUUUUUUGGAAUAGUAAUCGUUAUAUCAUCUGUCGUUUGUUCGGUCGGUUUUUACGGUCUAAUCGGUGUACCGCUGUCAUUGAUCGUACUAGAGGUCAUACCUUUUAUUGUUCUUGCUGUUGGAGUUGACAAUAUUUUCUUAAUCAUUCGAACAUAUCAACAAAUGGAUGUGAAAGAAGACGAACUGAUUCCUGAUUACAUCGGUCGUGUUUUAAGCAAAAUUGGACCGUCGAUUUUCAUCACUACUCUCGCAGAAAUUACAUGUUUCUUUAUCGGCAGUUUGUCAGAUAUGCCUGUUGUUAGGUCUUUUGCAUUAUAUGCCGCAAUGGCUUUAGUGUUCAAUUUUUUGUUACAGAUGUCUUGUUUUGUAGGAUUAUUAGCAUUGGAUGCUAAACGAAAAACAGUUAAGCAAGAAAUUAAAAAACAAAGUUUAGUGUAUACUACGUUUCAAAAAUUGUACGUUCCAACUUUAAUGAACAAAUGUGUUAGACCAUUGAUUGUAUUAUUAUUUAGUGCUUGGCUUUGUAUGAGUAUUGUGGUUAUUCCGAAAAUUGACGUGGGUCUGGAUAUUGAACUAACUAUGACCCAUGAUUCGUAUGUGCUUAAAUAUUUCAAAUUUAUGAAACGUUACUUUUCAACUGGACCUCCUGUUUAUUUUGUGGUCACCGACGGGUUGAAUUUGACUGAUGUCAAUGACCAAAAUCUUCUCUGUGGUGGUACUUAUUGUGACCCGUAUUCAAUCACUAAUCAAAUCUACAGAGCUUCAAAGACGGCAAAUUUAACUUAUAUAAACAGGCCUUCAACCUCGUGGAUUGACGAUUAUUUCGAUUGGGCUGAUCUUUCGAGUUGCUGUAAAGUUACUGAGAAUGAUAGUUUUUGUCCGCACAAUAGUGAUGAUAUAUUUAACUGUAGAAGCUGUAAUAUCAUUAAAAAUGAUUGGGGUCGACCAAAUGUUCAAAAUUUUUCAAAGUUUUUACCAUAUUUCCUCCAAGAUAGUCCAGAUCGAACGUGUUCAAAAGCUGGGCAUGCUGCUUAUAGUGAUGCUAUUUCUUUGAAAAAUAAUUCAACUGGACCUAAUUAUUUUAUGACUUUUCACACUGUAUUAAAAACAUCCAAAGAUUAUUAUGAAGCAAUGCGUUCUGCUAGAUCAAUAGCAAAUAAUAUGACUAAAACAAUCAGAAGCAAAAAUCCAAACACAACCACUACUGUGUUCCCAUAUAGUGUUUUUUAUGUGUUCUAUGAACAAUACUUAACUAUAUGGCAGGUGUGUGUUCAACAUUUAGUUUUGUCAUUAGUAAUGGUAACAUUUGUAAUGUGGACGUUUACUAAUUUAAAAAAAUCUUCAGCUUUUAUUCUUCUAAUAAUUAAUACAAUGAUUACAGUAGACUUGUUAGCGUUUAUGUACUAUUUAGAUAUUUCUCUUAAUGCGAUAUCAUUGGUAAACAUUGUAAUGUCAAUAGGAAUAAUGGUUGAAUUUUGUGGACAUAUAAUUUUUCAUAAUGCAAAAUCAGUUAUUUCUUGUCCAAUUCAACGUGCCACUCAUUCUUGUGUAGAAGUCGGAAGUUCGGUGUUCUCCGGAAUUACUUUAACAAAAUUUGCUGGUCUUGCUGUACUUGGUUUUGCUAACACACCAGUGUUUAAAAUUUUUUACUAUAGAAUGUACAUGGGUAUUGUUAUUAUUGCUGCCUUGCAUAGUUUAGUUUUCCUACCAGUUUUACUGAGCUACAAAGGUGUACAUUAUGUUCUAGUAGAAAAGACUGAUAGUUCUAAGAAAAAAACUAAAAGUUGUAAGUUGCAACUAUUAGAAGUGAAUGUGCUUUGAUGAAAGAAAAAUAUCAAAAUGUACCUAAUCACUUGUUUAUUUUUAAGUAGCUAAAAAUCAGUACUACUUUUAUUUUUUCUUAUUUGUUGGUAUUUUCAAGUUUUUUUUAUU